AUGUUCGCCGCCAGACGCUGUGCUGCCUCGUCGCGGCAGCUGCUGCGCUCGCAGCCUCCCCGCCGCUUCGGCUCAUCCCACGCCCACGCUGAGCCCGUGAACGAAAGCUUCGGCCCCAGCUUCUACGUGACCGUCGGCAGCUUCGCGUCCGCGUUCAUUAUCUACCGCAUCACCAAGUCGACCAAGGAAUCCGGCUCCGACUCCUGGGUUUCCGGCCUGAUCAGCAAGUACACUCCUUCGCAAGAGGCGUUCGAGCAGCGCAAUGCCAUUCACACUGCUAUGCUGGAGAAGGCCGCCGAGGACCGCCACCUGCUCCAGAGUCAAGGACCCCGCGAGGCCUAUGAGUUGAUGCAGCCUGAUCUGAUGAACUCCGGAUCGCGCUUCAACGUUUCUCCCGGCUCGCAGGCGGAUCUGAGCAAGGUUGUGGCUCACUACGAGCAGCGCAACAAGGAUAUUGAUGCGUCUCGGAUUGCACGGAUGCAGGGUUGCGAGACCUCCAUCCACGAUGAGGCUAUCUAA
Molecule: messenger RNA, 519 nt
Organism: Penicillium pulvis
Lineage: Eukaryota; Fungi; Ascomycota; Eurotiomycetes; Eurotiales; Aspergillaceae
Product: putative NADH-ubiquinone oxidoreductase 178 kDa subunit
Exons: 3
Coding region: 1-519 (172 amino acids)
Cellular component (GO): mitochondrion
Source: RefSeq, a predicted model, not a curated record